AAGAAACGCUGGUUCAUUCUGCGGAGCGGUCGGAUGAGCGGCGACCCGGAUGUCCUGGAAUACUACAAGAACGACCACUCCAAAAAGCCCCUGCGUGUGAUCAACCUCAAUUUCUGUGAGCAAGUGGACGCAGGGCUGACCUUCAACAAGAAGGAGCUGCAGGACAGCUACGUCUUUGACAUCAAGACCAGCGACCGGACCUUCUACCUGGUUGCCGAGACAGAGGAGGACAUGAACAAGUGGGUUCGUAGCAUCUGCCAGAUCUGUGGCUUCAACCAGUCAGAGGAGAACACAGACACCCUGCGAAACAUCCCCAUGAGCCACGGGCCUCGCUCCUCCCCGGCAGAGCUGAACGGAAGCAAUCAUCGCCUGCUUCGAGAGCGGAAGUCCUUGGCACCCUCCCACUCAAGUCAACCUACUUUAUUUACGUUUGACUCGCCUGCCAACCCCAUCCAGACCACCCUGUCAGCCAGUGCCCCACAAGACUAUCUAUUUCUCCACCAGUGCAUGAGCAGAAAGUCAGAAAACACCAGGAGUGCAAGUUUCUCCCAGGCUACAAGGUCUUCGUUCUUCAUGAGAAGUGACUCAGCCGUUCAAAAGCUCUCGCAGGGCAACGGGCACUGUAUGAAUGGUGUUGGCAGGCAAGUCCACGGCUUCUACAGCUUGCCGAAGCCAAGCAGACACAACUCUGAGCUCAGGGACAGCGCCUACGACCUCCCACGGAGCUUUGGCUCCUACACCAAGUCGAGCCUCACCAGCUCCAAAACGGAUAACGAGGAGGUUUACACUUUUAAGACCCCCAAUAACACCCUGUGCAAGGAGUUUGGGGAGCUCUCUACAGACUCCUAUGAUAUCCCCAUGACUCCUCUCUCAGUUUACCAGUACCCGAGGACAUUCACACUGGACAAGAACCACAACACACUGGCUGUAGCCUCCAGUGACUCUCCUGCUGCCCCUCCACCUCGGCCACCUAAACCAGGGCAGAUGGAGCCCCAGUGGGGCAGCCCUCCACUGCGUCCACAAAACGGUGAAAGCAUGGGCCUGGUCUCCUUGGCGGCUACCAUUCCCAGGAGGAACACGUUGCCAGCUGUGGAGAACAGCAGGCUGCUCCGAGCUUCUUCCUGCGAGACUUACGAGUACCCCAAGCAUGGGGGCAGCGGCACUGUGCAGUCAGUAGAAUCUGUGAAUGACGGGUUCAACUCCUACAUGCAAGCCAAAGCUGCCAUGGCUCGCUCCCACAGCACUGACUCAGAGGACAAUUAUGUCCCGAUGAACCCAGGUUCCUCAUCCCUGCUCAGCAUGGAAAAGACAACUGACAACGCCCAGGGUCUCUACAUCCCAAUGAGCCCGGGGCCGCAUCACUUGGACGUACUGGGACUGUCCUCGGCCACCCUCCCAGUACACAAAGGAGGAGCCAUUGCCCAGUGUCACAGGCGGCUGAGCGAAAUCCAGCCCCCUCCAGUCAACCGCAACCUCAAACCCGACCGGAAAGCAAAGCCUACGCCUCUGGACUUGAGGAACAAUGCUGUCAUCGACGAACUUCCCUUCAAGUCUCCAGUCACCAAAUCCUGGUCCAGACCAACCCAGACUUUCAACUCGGGCUCUUAUCAGUACUGCCGCCCUGUCUCCACCCAGAGCAUCACCAGCACUGACUCAGGAGACAGCGAGGAGAAUUACGUGGCCAUGCAAAAUCCAGUAUCAGCCUCUCCUGUUCCUAGCGGCACCAACAGCCCAGCACCAAAGAAGAGCUCAGGGAGCGUGGAUUACCUAGCCCUGGACUUCCAGCCAAGCUCACCUGGGCCACACAGGAAGCCCUCCACAUCCUCUGCUGCCUCGGACGAGAAGGUUGACUACGUGCAGGUGGACAAGGAGAAGACGCAAGCCCUGCAGAACACCAUGCAGGAGUGGACCGAUGUGCGGCAGUCAUCAGAGCCCACCAAGAGCACCAAGCAGUAACGAACAGGCAACACUGACACCCAAACAGGCAAAUGUCCACCCAGGUGGUUUUCCAAGGCUGGGCCCCUCUCCAGCAAUGCAGCUUCAGAGUGUGGCUACUGCCAGUGUGGUCUGGAGUCUUAUUUUUCAAACACAACCUUAAUUUCAGGGGAAGACUAGGCAGAUGCUGUUUGCCAGGGGUAUGGACCAACUCUUCUAGGUGGCUGAGUUCAGGCUGUUACUUUAGCUGCUGGAUGCACUGUCCAGGAUCUUAAACUUAGCAAUACUGGGUUCACCAAUGCACGUCUUUUGCUUUCAGCUGUUACUAAAUCCACCUCAUACCUGUUAACACGGAAUAAUCUCUCUCAGUCUUCUUCCAUGUCAUAUGCCCAAACUGUGCCAAACAUGUGCUGGUUUGGGGGUACAUUUGCUGGGUCACAGAUUUUCAUCACAGACUCUGGGCUGGCCCAGCUCCCUGAACCCCGUCAUGUGAAGAUGGGCCACCACUAGUGCUGAUUUGUGUUUGUUUGAUCACUCAAUUGUAAAUACUCUUCCACAUCAGGGAGCACAACUUCUGUGGACAUGGUUGUGGCUGUUCCCCUCAGCAGCUUGCCUACUGCCGGGGCUGACUGACUGGUUCGAGACAACCCUGGAUCUCCAUGUCUGAAUUACCUCCUGCCACACAUCCAAAACAUACAUGCUGCCUGGGAGCCUGGCUGAUUUUCCAAGGGGUUGUUUCCUUUUCCAAAAGGCACUAUUUAUAUUUAAUCUCUCUGAGGAACAAUGGUGUUGGAGGGACCACCUUGUAAAGGCUGAAUUAAAGGAGUAAAGGCCUGACACACUGCCCAUGUGAAGCCCAUUAGAUCUAGGUUUGGGCCUUAAGAGCCAAGUUUUACCAUCAGUCCCACUAGGAGACAGUCCUACUUCUGUUGAAGGACUGACUACAACUGAGGUGGGAAAAGGCUCUGUUGAAUCUGUAGGGGGUAUUUGGGUCACGUGGCAGAAACAUAGCAAGGGAAGGGUCUGGAGAAACAUAGAAAGGGAGGGAAAGCAUGGAACGAUGUAGGGUCUUUGCAGAGAGCAGAGGUAGAGAUACUAUAAUGGAGUUAAAUAAAUGUGCCCUAGGCUAAUGAUGAGAUCUCAGACUGAGGAACAGUCUCCCCAGAGGAGUCAGAACAGUCCUCUCGUGUGAGUAGUAGUUUAAAACCAGUGUUAGAAAGCGUCAGGGUCUUGAGGUCAUCCUCCACGUAGUUGCCAAUCUCAGAGGACUAAGCAGGAAUGCAGACUUUACUGCACAGAUAAUAAUCCACAGUCCCAUAAAAAUAUGAAAGAGCAACCAUUACCCUUGAAUGAUUAACUCACUAAGCAGAAUGCCAGAAACACUUAGCACAGACGUGGACAAAGAGCACUGCUGUGACCUGAGAACUGACAAAGAUCCUCUAGAAAGGGUAGGUUAAUAAACAUGAUCAUUCAAGAGCUCAGAUAACCUGUUCUUCCACAGCCACAGCUCCUUCCACUGGCUCUGAGCACAGGCAAAAAUAACUGUUUGGAGUGGGGGAUUUCGGAUUCUAGCAUGAAGCUUUCAAAGGAGCCAGCAGCCCCCAUCUCCCACUGAAUGUCCUAAUUCUGCCCUGGCUGCAAAAGCUACAACAUAGUGAUCAUUGCAAGGCUGUUUCUGAAAUGACAGUGGUAACAACCUGUUCUUUGAACGGAGCCAACAGCGCUACUGUAUGUACGCUAACAGAGUGCCUAUAAUGCUGGUAGGGGGCCUAGAGGCUCAGCAUGCAAAUAUGAGACUCCCCACAGCACACUGCCUCCACUGUUGGGCUGAAUGCAUGUGAAACCACAGCAAACGUACAGCACCAGCAGUAGGGGCAGAGUGCAGACCUGUCAGCCUCAGAGCCACAGGCGUUCACCCCUUGAGUUACUGGAGUGAUGCCGUUAGCAAGAAGCAGCAGGCUGCUGGGGCCAGUCACUAGUGGGAGACAUAAUCACAUGCAGGAGACUUGCAAAUCAAACCUUUUCAAGUUGUUAUGACAAAUUGUCUGUCGUGACAAUUUGAAGGAGAAUCACUGGGUUCUGUGGAGCUGUUGGUGCCAGCCCCACAUCAAUAACUGCAUGUAUAAAGGUUGAACUCUCCUUUCUCUCCGAGAUAGGGCUGAGUCUGUUAGCAUAGUGCCAUGGGGGUGACCUGGUGCUGCUGCCCUUGCUGUACCCAGCCUGUUCAUCAGUGCUGCACGCCUGUCUGCAGGGCUAUAUCUAGUCACAAGUAUUACAUAAUUCUCAUACUGGAUUCACACAAAAUAUCUCCUCCCAAAUGGAUGGUGAACAGUACCACGUUCCCUCCAGAAAGGCAAUAAGCUUCAUCUCUGGUAUCAGUCCAUCCAGUGGAUGAAUGGCAGCACUCUGUGAAGUGGACUAAGCUAAAGCCUGUAUCCCUGCUGAUGCCAUGUUUUGAGAUAGGGUCUUGCUGUGAAAUUAAACUCCAACCUCUCUUCCUGGCUGUGAAGGCCAGGGCUCUUUGUGCCCAGGCUUGUGGGUCCAGACCAUUUGUUUGCUCUGAAGGAUGCCUCACGAUGAGAGGAAAAGCACUGAGCCGUCUUUGCGCACCGUGUAUUUCUAGAACUGAAACGUUGUUCUUUGGUCUUCAUUGGGACUCCACUGACUUUCACACAGUUACUUCUGCCAGAAACUUCAUUGAAGUCACUCCUGAUUUGAUACCAGUACAAGCAGAAGGAGACUCACAUGCAUCCAUUACUUAGACUCGCCGGGCUUUUUUAUUCUGGACCAUAUUCCAUCUUUCAUGAGCACCACCGUGACGUCGGUGAGCUCGUUCUUUCCCAGUUUCUAAAUAAAGUUCUGUUGAAGUCACCAAGCAAGUAAAUAGUUAUUGUUUGAGCAUAAUCUGAACUUCCAGGGCUUAGUUUGAUUCUGCAAUGAGCUUUGACCUGACCCAUGUGGGUCCAACCAUUGGAUGCAGGUCCUUGAGACUAUUAGGCUGUUUUGCACAAGUGUCCUCAACAUUUACCAACCUAACCACAUAUGCUAGUAUCCUGUCCCUUUAACAGGAAUGGAGGGGUUGCCACUUAAGGGAAAGCCAUAAGGAAAUGUUAAGAAGUUGCCUUGAGGAUAUUUGCCAGAAAAAUAAGGCAGGUAUUGUGAUGCACUUCAUAAAAAUCAUCAUCAUCCUGGUUUUGUGCAGACAAAGUUACAAGAUGGGUCCAGCAAAAACCUGUGCCUUCUGGAGGUCUGUGAGUGCUUUGAUGCCAGCCAGCUACUUUUUCUUACAUGGUGGGCCUGAAAGCUUUUUGCAGGGAGAUGAGCAUACAAUUCAUUGCAUUUCUGUAGCCCUUCUGAUGAUAGUAUGUUGCUGGAUAAUAAACAGUGGGCUUGAUUUAAAGUCCAGGAAAACUACCAAGAUUCCCAUGGCCAUCAAUGAGACCAUAAAAGGGAUAGUGACAGCCCUGGUGGUCGAAAUAUUACAGCAGUGUGCUAGUGCCCGAGAACCAGAGACUGGAUAUACAUGGAAGCAGAAGCUGAGCUAGCCACUCUCUCUGUUCAUUGCCUCGGCUGACAGUAAUCCAAAACAUAACGGCAAAAGUGCUAUCAGCAUGAAAAAGCAAAUUCGAUCUUUACGAAGGAAGCAGACUUUUCAGUUUUGAUGCUCUGAAAUACCAUUAACACGGACAAAGAUUUGCUUUUUACAAUAUAUGAUUACUUUUUUCUCACACUGUCUCUCGGAUAGCUUAGAGAUGCAGAGGUUCACUUCAGACACCCCGGAGACGCAGCUACCUCUGGUGUGGAGUGCAGCAGUUAUUUUCACAGCACAGCCACACCACCCUCCCAUUUGAGCUGUAACUAUUACAAAGCUGAAACUGAAGCCAGCUGCAGACAAACUUCCAAAACCUGGACCUCAUCCAAAGCCCAGUAAAGUCAGUGGAAAGACUCUGAUUGAUGGGCCCCCAAGGGUCAUGAUUAUUUUCCCUAAUGUGAACAGAAGCUGUAUGCAUCUAGACAAGGAUUCACCAGCAAAUCAGAAAUUCACUUCCUCUUUACAUCUGCCAGGCUGGAGAGAAGCUGAACCUUCAAAGUUUCCCCAUAAUACGAGGCUGGUAGUGUCUAUCUUGAAAGGCAGGAAGCGGGAAAAAAAAAGAACAGCGUGGGCUAUUUGUGACCGAGGCUGGCGGCAUGACAGACAUGAGAGCAUAUGAGGUGUGCUGUGUUGCAACACAAUUGUGCAGGUGAUUUCUUCAAUUCUCUACUACAAUGGUUCAGCCAACUGCCAAAAUGCCUGAUGUAUCGCUGCUGUGACUGACAGAAAGACAGAGUCAGAGAUCAGAGUUUCCUGCGUACUCCCUGCAGAUUUUUUGAUGCAUGUGUGUAUGUGUGCACGCUGUUUUGUUUUACAUUCAAAGUAGUUCCCGACUCCCUGGAGAGAAGGAAGCCCAUUAAUGUAGCUGACAGAUCCCGUCUUGUGUCCCCCCUUCCCUCCUGCCAGCAGCUUUUCUGCAUAGUUCCAAAAAUAAUGGUUCUGCCCCUCACCAUAUGAGGCCUGUUCCUUCACUGGUGAAGAUCUGUACAGCUGGAACAGCUGCAUGACAGCCUUAUAAGGACAUCUGGAAGUCUUGCUGCUACCUAACCUUCUUCCCUGGGACUUAAACUGCACUAAGGUGUCAGCUUGUGCCUUUAAAAAGCUUCAGGUGUGCAGCUCACCUGCUGAGCUGCAGCCUUACAGAUCAAGCUGUAGAUGCUCCAGAGAUGCAUCUUCAUAAUACCCAGGUCUGAUUUUAUAAUCCUCCAGAGAUGUUGCAUGUUUAUCUGUUCCAAUGGGGCAGGUAUGAUAGAGGCUCUUGAGUAGGGGUGAAUCACUACAUUGCUUGCUUUGCCGUUGCUGUCUGCUCACCUCUGGCUCCUUGUUUGUAUCCAGUUUCAAUUCAGGGGUUAGCUAUGAGCCUUGAAGUCCUACGUGAGGUGAUGCCAUGAACUCUUUUGUCCUGCCAUAGUGGGAGAGGUCCCCUAGGUAGGUUUGGUCAUCUGCCCCUGGCUGCUGAGGUCUCUGUAUGUGCACAUUGUCCCUGGAAGCUCUUCCCUUUUACAACCCAUCAAAGUUUGAGUUUGCAGGUGUCUUGGAUAAUGUGUCAGUGCUUUGGUUUGAAGUUGGGUUUGAUAUGACAGGUGCAGCCCCCCUUUCCCAGCCUGGACGCAUUAUCUGGUGACUUCCCCAUCUCACUGCAGUUGUUUAAAGAUUUUUCCAUCUCUCUGUCCCUGUGAGGGUUGCUCUUUAACAAGCUCUUCUUCCAAACAUGGCUUUUGGGGCCUGGCUCUUUACAUUUGGUGGAGCUAUUCAGAUGCCUCCCUGCAGUGGCCAUUUUGCACCCUGCCAGCUGGGGGUAGCUUCUCUCUGCUAGACAGGUGGGAUGUUCCUCAGACACUCCUUGUACAGCACCAGGUGCAUAGUCCACACAUACUGCCCAAUAAUCUGCAUGAACCAGGCACUGCCCUGCCUGGCCUUCAAGGAAAGCUACAUUUAGCAGCCUGGCCAGAUUGAACUUGGGACUUACUUCCUGAUAUGAAUGACAGCUGCUUUUAUAUUAUAUAAAAAUAUAAUUCCUUCUGGUUGGUUAUCUGAGUAGCCUGCUCCCCGUUGAAAGAUGCUCAUACAGCAUUUAUUCCAAAUCCAGACUGAAAAACAGCUGUUUUAAAUUCAUGGGACAUCUAUGACUUUGGCCUGAUGGCAUAAGUGUCUUGCGUCUAGUGUCUACUGGGACAUUCAAGCCAGACUGGCUCUUUGGUUAGAUAUGUAUCUUGUAACAAUCCUAGCACAAUGCGAAUGAUUCAUCUUUAAUCCCAAAAAAACCUUGCCUGAGGAUCUCUUGUCAAAGCCUUCUGUACAUCUUUACCAGUCCAUCUAGAAAAAAUGUAUAUGGGCUCAUGUUGAUGGAGAUAGGUUGGAUUUCUACCAAAUGCCGUAACAUUUUCUUACAUUCAUCAUGUGACAAGCUGAUAACAUCAACUCCUCAGCUGCACCACGCUUUUCAAGGAAGCCUGUAAUGGAUGUGUUUGAAGUUGGAAAUUCAGCAUUUAGCGAGAAAUAAAUUACUUGCUGCUAUUAAUGGAUUCAGUUGCCAAUAUUAGGCUUGGAGUCAAGUAGAAGAAAGGCAAUGAUGAGCAUAUUGGAGACAAGAUGAUUGACUCUCACAGAGCAGAGUGCUCACCCUGUGCCGCACGGGGAAACGACAUGGCCUGAUACAGUACUCCCAAAGCAUACAGUGAGCCUGGGACCCAGGUGCGCCAUAUGCCUGUCGAGCUCCUGUGCCUGGUCCAGGCCUUCAAGCUGUGAAGUGUGAGCUGGUCCUGCAAUAUCCAGAGAGCAAGCAAAGGGACGUGCCAGAACAGCAUAGAAGCGGCCUCUCCAGGAGCUGUGUGCACAUUAAAUGUUGCAUUCAACCUAGGACGAGACAGCACCACCACCAAGCCCAGGCUCCGAUAGGGGCUCCUCUGCUUCACCCACUUGCCUGCGAGGAAAGGGAGGAAAGUCAGUGAGGCUCCAUCCCCCCCUUCUGAACACGAGGGGGCAUAGAGGAACAGCUCUGCCCUGCCUCUGCCCUGGCAGUCAGCAGCUGGGAAGAAGUAACACUAAACCUAGACCCGGACUAAGAGGGGCCUCUCUGCCAGAAUAAACUCUGUGCCACAUCAUGCCAUCACUUUAGUAUACUUGCAUCUGCAAGACAGAGAAGGACUGGGUGUGAAGAGGUCUGAGGUGGACCAGGCACUUGCUCGUCCUCCCUGUCCUCCUACUUCCUCUUGUGCGCCAUGAAAUUGGGGCCUGCCUCAGUGACGUACUUUGCGAUGCACCGAUGGAAGUCUCUGUGGCAAGGCUCAGCGUUAUGCUGAAUCACCUGUUGCAUCAGUGUGUGAUGCGCUGUGAGCCGGGAGCAUCAGGAUGUGAAGGCAGAAUACCAGGGCCACAAUUAUAUCAUGAUUCCCUGCAGCUCCAGCCAGUUCUCUGGUGGUAGCUCUCUGAUGACCCGUAAUGUCACCUCUUGGAAAUGAGAUGUUAAGAGCCAGGUGUUAGCAUGUUUUACUGCAGUGAGUUUCAGUACUUUAAACCAGGGAAAAAUCUGUGGCAUCUCUGGGCCAUUCCUUCUUCCGCAGCAGCGAGAGAACUAGCUGGUGUCUGGAGCAACUCAGCCCUUGUGUUGUUUCAAUGUUGUCUUUCCCUACCUUGUUAUAGUGCCCAUCCACUGAGAGGAUGGCAUUCAAACCCAGGUCUGAUGACUUUGACUAAUGCCUUGUAGUGGUGACCUGAAGGUGGCAAGGUACAUAGUUCAGAUGUGGAUGUGGAGGUCCCUAAAGCCUGUGAUGGGAGACAGGUUGUGUAACCUUCUACAAAGAUCCCUUCCACCGUCCUGACUAGUCUUGAAACAGCCAAAGUAAAUCUUGCUCUCAAAUUGUUUAAUCCUGGUUGUAUACUGAGACAAAGGCAUGCUGGGAUAGCACUGGAGUGAAGCACAAUCAGUGCCUUCUAUUAACGUACCCCACUGGCAGGUCUCAGUGCUUCGUCGGAAGGAGCUCUCAGCGUAAGGGCUGUCCCGUAAAGAUGUGUGUAUCUGAGCUGUGUUUAGUAUCAUCCAAGAGUCACCGCUGGCAUCUGACCAGACCCUGGGUAGAGCUCUUCAGUGUGAAGUGCACAUAACAGGAAAAAAAGGUCUGAAUAAAAGCAGUAGCUUGAAACAGAGCUAAAGUAAGCCUACCUGCUGUCAAAUCAGCCAUUAAUUUUAGCUCAUAUAUUUGAAACAUGGCUGGUCCAGUGUGCCAGUAUGUAGUGUCGCUGAAGCACCAAGAUACUAUCAUUUGUGCAUGGAUAUUGUGACUGUUAAUGGUGCCCCCAGCAUUUUGACCACUGUGCUUUUAGUUCUUCCAUAGAUGGGUGGAAAAUUGGCCUUCAGUUUAGCCAGGAUAAUUGUGUCUUCUGUCAGCCUGUCCUCUGCCUGCUGUCUUCUGAUCCUGCUUAGUUUCUUUUGAUCUACAAUUCCUUGGGAUGUCAUGUUGCCAGGGUCACCACCUUUGCUGUUUUCAUGGGAAAGACUCGAUACUGAGUGGGUCUAGGCAGACUUGAAGUGAAGAGGCCGUGAAAGUGUCAUGGGAUGUAUCCCCCACUAGUCCUAUUUCACCCAGCUGUGACAUCCCCAUACAGUUACAUGACCCCAUACAGUUACAUGACCACCAGUUACAACACAGAUGGUCAACAGCUGGAUUAGAACCCAAGACUGUCAUUUCUAUCAUUUGAGUGAAAGGAAAAUCUUCAUUGACUUGCUGGCAGUAGUAGGGCUCUUAUAUGUAGGGCCCAUCUUUGGGAGGUGGUGGUAUACGUUCAUGAUGACGCACAUGCACACCACACCCUAGAGCUCUGACCACAAGACGGUGGGUCCUUCACAGUUCUUCUGCUGACUUGCUCUGUGGCUUUGGGUGGGUCAUUUGACCUCUGUGUAACCCAAUUCCUCUCAUGUUUGCAAACUGAGGAUACUAGUACUUGAUGCCCUACCUCACAAAGGUGUUCAGAGGCUCCAUCUAUCAGUGUAUGAAGAUGAAAAGUGCUAUUACGAGUCUGUAGGUUGCAGCCACUGUAUGGCUGUGAUGAUGUGUUGCCAUACCAAUGGUCACAAUAUCAUAAUGAACCUGGGACAUCCUGUUGUAUAAAACCUAUCAAAGGCACUAAUCCUCAAUUGUGGAGGUAAAGAAAGAGCAUGUGUGCAGGGAGGGAUUUGGUGGGGGGGAAGGUGUUUUGCACAGUUGUGAGUUUCUUUUAUCAUAUCAUAUAAGAAACAAAUGUUUGUCUCUAUUGAGCAAUGAAUAAUUCUUGGCUGGAGAGCAGUGACUACAGAGAGAGUAACUAGGGACUGGAUCCUGCAUGUAACUCGUGGGAGUUCUGCCAGUCACUUCAGGAUCAAACCCUUAGAGCAAUAGCAAAGGCUCAACCCAGCUCCCAUUGAAGUUGACAGAUGCCCAUGGACUUCAAUGCGUUAGAUUGGAUCUGGCCCACAAAAAGUAGGAUAGGUUUUCUAACGGCUGUGAAGCAUGACCAACAGCCUUGAAAUUGUUGACCUGUAGCAUAUUUUCAGUGUGUUCUGAAUCGUCUGACUGUUCUUAAAUGGGGGUGCUGGGGGUUUUCUUGGUCUAUUUGUAGAAGCCAGGAAGGAUAAAAAAAAUCCAUGGCAAAAUGUACAGUAUAUGUCUUCUGUUUGAUGUCACUGUUUGAAAUGGUUAGUAAUUUUUCAAAUCACUGUGGACCGCUAAUCACUUAAAUUAUUAAUUUAUUUGGGGGGGUAAUCUUUUUUUUUUUAAGAAAAAGAAUAAUUUGAAACAGUUAUUUAUCCUGUAAAUUGGCCUUCAGUUUAACUGGGAUAAUACAGUUUUGCUGUUUAAUAAAGGUGGUACAUGCCUGAAGCAAAAAUAUUGUUUUUUAUGUAGUGUAUCAUAUAGCAGGCAAGCAACACAAUAAUAAAAAAGUAAUAAAAAGGCAACCACAAAUCCUGAGGUGUAAGCCGGUUUUGAUCCGAAGGUUUAAAAAAAAAAUGUGAGUUUUUGGCAAAAUGAGACCUUCUUCCAACAUGUGUGCUUCUAGGUUAGUCGUCACAGCACAAACAAGAGAGACUGUCCUUCUGAUCUCUAGCAUAAUUGGUAUCGUUCCAGUUCAGUUAAUUAAGCAAUGCCACUUUGCAUCAGCUCAGAAUCGGUCUGGGGUGCUGGAUACAUGCCUUGGUGUCAUUCACACUGGUUUGAUUUACGGGUGUAAAUUGUACUAGGAUCAGGAAUACACUGAUGAAUACACCUACUUAAAUCAUGCUUUUGUGAUUUGCACGGAAACGACAAAAAAUGGCAGUUUUUUUCACGAUUCACUGCAAAAAA
Molecule: messenger RNA, 11844 nt
Organism: Gavialis gangeticus (Gharial)
Lineage: Eukaryota; Metazoa; Chordata; Crocodylia; Gavialidae
Gene: GAB2
Product: GRB2 associated binding protein 2
Exons: 9
Coding region: 34-1956 (640 amino acids)
Source: RefSeq, a predicted model, not a curated record